Messenger RNA from Gaeumannomyces tritici R3-111a-1, 384 nucleotides. RefSeq lists its product as hypothetical. The record is from RefSeq and is a predicted model, not a curated record. The transcript has 2 exons. Lineage: Eukaryota; Fungi; Ascomycota; Sordariomycetes; Magnaporthales; Magnaporthaceae. The coding region runs from base 1 to 384 and encodes 127 amino acids.
AUGUACAGCACCACCAACGACGCCUUCCUCAACGCCGGCCCGUGCCCGGCCUCGCACCCGGUGCGGGUGCCGCAGCUGGCGUACGAGACGCUCUGGGACACGACGCAGUUCAACAGCAUGUGGUCGUCGGGCGGGCCGAACCCGUUCGUGCUGUCGUACGGCGACACCAAGGGCUACGGCACCCACGCCGACUACGUCUUUGGCUGGAAGGGCGACUCGCUGCAGCGCGCCAUGGACUCGUCGUGCAUGUUCCAGGCCUGCGAGAACGGCCGCCCGCUCAAGUCGCAGGCCGUCAACCCCAUGAACAACUGCAAGGUCAAGAGCCAGGUCACUGAGGACAUUGACGGAUGGCUUAAGCACCUCCCUGGGAUGGGUCCCAUGUAA